This is a messenger RNA of Nematolebias whitei (Rio pearlfish), 3097 nucleotides long. It is a transcript of the gene cpne1, whose product is annotated as copine I. Gene Ontology annotation, molecular function: RNA binding; calcium-dependent phospholipid binding. Bases 197 to 2944 code for a protein of 915 amino acids. NCBI's taxonomy places the organism in Eukaryota, Metazoa, Chordata, Actinopteri, Cyprinodontiformes, Rivulidae. The transcript is spliced from 3 exons. The record is from RefSeq and is a predicted model, not a curated record. Gene Ontology annotation, biological process: regulation of canonical NF-kappaB signal transduction; positive regulation of tumor necrosis factor-mediated signaling pathway; cellular response to calcium ion. Gene Ontology annotation, cellular component: nucleoplasm; ribonucleoprotein complex; plasma membrane.
UGAGCCGACAUUUCGUGCAGAAGAAGCCUGCAGCUGCAAAAAGGGGAGAAGAAAAGACUUCGGUUUAAGAGUCAAAUCUCUGUAUGCUAAUUGACAAAUUUCUCGGUUUCAUUGUCGAGCAGAAAUCCUGUUACUCAGUGAAACUAUACACACUGCUUAGUUGCACUGGUUGUAGGGCUGUUGUUUAGCAGUCAGUAUGGCGGUAGUCAUCAGGCUGCAGGGUCUGCCUAUAGUGGCCGGCACCAUGGACAUCAGACACUUCUUCUCUGGCCUCACCAUUCCCGACGGUGGCGUACACAUCGUUGGGGGUGAACAUGGUGAAGCCUUCAUUGUGUUUGCCACUGAUGAGGAUGCUCGACAAGGCAUGAUGCGAACGGGUGGGUCCAUCAAAGGCUCCAAAGUGUCACUGUUGCUUAGUAGCAAGACAGAAAUGCAGAACAUGAUUGAACUUAGCCGCCGUAGAUUUGAAGCUGGAGCAGGAGCUGUAGAUAUAGCUGCACCCACACCAGGAAAUGUUAACCGACAAGCAAGUGCAGCCUCCAUCCCCCCUGUGCAGUCAGGGGCAGGAGGACGAUCUGGUAGCCAUGGAAAUCAGGGUUUCAGUAACACCCCAACCUCAGUUGCAGCAGGAAGCUCAUCUCAAGAACAACCAAGCAGCAAAGCAGCAGCCACCUGCCAGCCACCUGUGGUGCCAAGUUUUCCUAAUAGCUACAGCUCAACCCCUACAAUCACCACAGUUCUGACAUCACUUAGUGCAGGUCCCCCACCUAUCGCUGCACUUUCUAACAUGCCUUCCGUUCCCUCUAUGCCCACUAUGCCCACAAUUCCAGUUCCUCCUCCCGUUUCUACCCUCCCCCCUGUUCCUUCUGUUACUCCAUUAUCCCAGGGACCGCCAAUGCCCCCUAUGUCUCAUCUUCCUCAUAUGUCCUCCCUACCUCCCUUUAAUCCCUCCCUUCCUCCACCAACAGGAUUGAGCUCAGGCCUCCCUCUUGGUACCCCCAACCCCAUGCUCUUUAACCCUCUUAAUCCUCUGGCCUCACUUGGCCUUCAGGCUCAUAUGAAAGUUGCAGCUGCAGCAGCCACUGGAGUAGGAGGACCCAAUCCUGAUGAAUUUUAUGUUGUCCUACAAAAUCUUCAUUUCUCCUGCUCAGAGAUGGAAGUCAGGGAUUUUUUUCGGGGUCUUGGGGUGGAUGCAGUUCGCCUGCAGAGGGAUGGGCAUGGUCGGCCAAAUGGCAGGGCUAUGGUUAAGUUCUUCUCACCCCAGGACAGUUUUGAGGCUUUAAGGCUAGGUGGUGGCAUGAUGGGCCAAAGAUUCAUUGAGCUCACCCCAGGCUCUGAGCAACUGUGGGCCAACCUCAGUGACGGUGGGAUAGGUCUUGCUCCUCACAUUGGUAACAAAUCAAGUAACAGCAAUGAGUUACACAAUCAGCAGCACCGCCGCAUUAAUGCUGGGGCAGGAGGCAGAGACAGAGACAGAUCACCUCAUAGGCAGGAGUUUUGUAUCUAUCUGAAGGGUCUCCCUUAUGAAGCCAACAAAAGACAAAUUAAGGAAUUCUUUAAGAAUUUGGUCAUUGUGGAAGAUAGCAUCUACAUUGCCUAUGGUCCAAAUGGACGCACAACAGGAGAGGGUUUCCUAGAGUUCAAAUCUGAAGAGGAAUACAAGAUUGCUCUUGCUUCUCACAUGCAGUACAUGGGAUCUCGCUUCAUCCAGGUUCAUCCAAUCAGCCGAAACGCAAUGCUUGAAAAGAUUGAUUCUAUCCGCAAACGUGAAGGAACACAGGGUGACAGCAAGAGCCAUGAUGGCUUGAAAACCCCUAGGAAUUGUGCUCACAUUUCAAAUCUCCCUUACAGCAUCUCCAAGAAGGAUGUCCGUGCCUUCCUUGAAGGUGUGGGAAUCUAUGAAGACACUCUGACAGUCCUGACCGAUAGCCACGGACAUGGUUUAGGACAAGCCAUCUUCCAGUUGCGAACCGAAGAAGAUGCCCACAAAGCUGAAAGGCUGCACCGGCAAAAGCUUAAUGGCCGUGAUGCCUUUGUCCAUUUGAUAACUUUUGAUCAGAUGAAGGUAAUUGAAAGAAAUCCUCCACCUCAAAACAAAAGAGGCCAACGCAACCAGAAUCAACAUAAUCAAAACCACAACCAGCACCAUCAAGCACAACCCAAUCCCAUUCCCAAUCCCAUUCCCAAUCCCAGUUCCAAUCCCCAUCCCCAUCCCCAGCAGCCCCAGAUAAACCCUUUUGUUGGAAUUAGUGGCGAGGAGUUUAAUUUCCUUAGAAACACCAUGGGGAACCUCAGCAGUGGCCCCUUUGCGACGCCAUUCUCUGCCCCUGGAAAUGGACUGGCAGGCCCUCCUCCUCUCCCUCCAAUGCCUGCCAGGCUAGGGGAAAUGAAUUUAGGUGUUACUCCUCCUAUAGUUUCAGGAAUUCCUGGAGCACAAAUCUUGGAGCCGCCUGGCUUUCGACCCGGACCUGGUGGAGGACCUGGAGGACCUCCAUUUGGCCAAGAUGCACUUAGAGGCAUUGUACCUUUUGACAACACCAACAGAAAAGGAAAUGCAGGAGGACAGAACCGAGGAGGAGGCCCUAACAACAGCCAGGGGCGCCCAACUGGUGGAGAGCAGGUGUUCACGCCAGGCACCGAAGGCCUCUGCAACCAGCCAGUUCCAGGAGGAUCUAGCAAUCCCAACAGUCAACAUUGUGCUCCUGGCCCAACAGUUGUCAAACUUCAGAACAUGCCCUUCACUGUUUCCGUGGAUGAGAUUAUGGACUUUUUCUAUGGCUACCAGGUGUUGCCAGGCUCAGUCUGCUUACAGUUCAAUGAGAAAGGUUUGCCGACAGGUGAGGCCAUGGUUGCUUUCCAGAACCACGAAGAGGCCACAGCGGCAGUCAUGGAACUCAAUGACAGACCUAUUGGGUCACGCAAGGUCAAAAUAAGCUUGGGUUAAGGCUCCACCUAAAGCAAAGUGACUGUAUAUAUGACUUUAUAUUUGCUUGAAUCAGUAGUCCUGGUGAAACAAAGCCAGAUUUAACCAUAUCUGAUUCUGAAAUAAACCCAACUGCCCAGUGUUCAUACAGUGACUGUCAGAUAUUGCACCCCC